AUUUAUGAGUUCUCAGUCGGGUCUUUACCAUCCUUUUCUUUUUACUCACUCUCUCUGAUGACCGCUCGGUCCCCCAACCAUCACUCUCCUCCAUCUUCACCUUCUCGCUUGAGCCGCAUCGCCGAAAUCUUUCGUUUCUCUCUCUACAAAUCCACCACCAACUUUAUCUCUCUACUCGCUCCCCGUCUCAAACACAUCGUUUCUAAAACCCUAGAUUUAUUGUCCAUGGACUCACUCUUCUUCUCCGAAGACGACGACUACUACUUCGAUCGUUAUCGAAAUCACCACCACCAAAUCCAACCCCUCUCGGAGGUCAACGACGAUCGACUCUACUUCGUUCCUUACAGGUGGUGGAAUGAGGCUCGACAGUCGCUGUUCCGCGAUUUGAGUGAGAUUGAAGGUCUUCAGUACGCGGUUACGUUGUCUGGUUCUCGUUUGGGCCCAGUGCAGAUUGGUGGCUAUGGUUCUCAGUCCGAAAUUCUUCUCAAUUUGAGGAGAGAAGAAGAUGCCGAGAAGCAUGAGAGUACCGAAGAAGGUGCUUCGGGUGGCGAUUGCGCUUUGGUUUUAGAAUGGAUGUUUUUGCGGGCUCUUAAAUGGCAUAACAAUGCCAAGGAUGUUGAAAACUUUUUAGCUGCAGAAAAUAGCACCUGGGAUUUGUUUCCUUUACAAAUCAGGCUUUCUGUUUUGUUGGAUUCAACUUCAUUGGUUGUAAGAAUUACCCAAAAGGACAAUGAAGUCACGGCUUUCAAUAGAGCUUGCAAUAUUUUCUGUGUCAAGUCUGGGCUGUUUAGCAUUUGGGACUUCUCAGGGCAGAUAACCCAGUUUUUCAUGAAUGAUAAAAUUAAAUUAUCUAAUGAAGCUGGCCAAUCAGAUGCAGAGAUUCUUCUGGAAUUGCAAGUUUAUGGAUUUUCAUAUUGCACGAGGGCUAUAGAAGGGAGGAAUGAUGAGAUGGAAGUGGAACAGUCCAAAAUUGGAGAUUCUUGUAAUAGUGGUUUGCUUAAGAUGAAUGGAAGCACUGACCAUGUCGAUUCAUAUUUUAGAGUUAACUCGUCUACACCAUUUGGCCGUAACUAUAGUGGACCUUGCGUUUUGGGCUUAACAGGGUUAUAUAAUCUUGGCAAUACUUGUUUCAUGAACAGUGCGAUCCAGUGCUUGGUACAUACUCCAGAGCUUGUGGAUUAUUUUCUUGGAGACUAUAGAAAAGACGUAAACACUGAAAAUCCCUUGGGCAUGAAUGGUGAGCUCGCUUUAGCAUUUGGAGACUUGUUAAGGAAGUUAUGGACACCAGGAGCAACAUCAGUGGCUCCACAUUCUUUCAAGUCUAAACUUGCUGACUUUGCUCCCCAAUUCAGUGGCUAUAACCAGCAUGAUUCCCAAGAAUUUCUUGCCUUUUUGUUGGAUGGACUCCAUGAAGAUCUGAAUCGGGUAAAAUGCAAACCUUAUAUAGAUUUAAAGGAUGCAGAUGACCAUCCUGAUGAAGAAGUAGCAGAUGAACACUGGCAAAAUCAUCUGGCUCGCAAUGACUCCAUCAUAGUUGAUGUGUGCCAAGGUCAAUAUAGGUCAACAUUGGUUUGUCCUGCUUGCAAGAAGAAGUCUGUUACAUUUGAUCCAUUCAUGUAUCUAUCCUUGCCACUACCUUCAACAACAAUGCGAAUGAUGACUCUGAUGGUCGUGAGUACUGAUGGAACUGCUUUGCCAUUUCCAGUUACCAUAACUGUACCUAUAUAUGGAAGGUGUAAGGAUCUUGUUCAGGCCUUAAGCACUGCAUGUUCUUUGAGAGAUGAUGAAACAUUCUUGGUGGCCGAGAUCUUCAACCACCACAUUAUUCGUCUGUUGGAUAAGCCGUCUGAUUCUAUAGAGUUGAUUAGAGAUAAUGAUAAGCUUGUUGCUUAUCGCUUGCCAAUAGAUAGUGAGAUGUCUCCUUUGGUUGCAUUUAAUCAUGAACGGGUUGAGAGGGCCAGGCAUUACAAUUACAUUCAUGGAACCUCAUCUUUAAAGAAAUUUGGUAUUCCUCUUGUAGCAAGGAUAUCUAAUCUUUCUAGAGGAUCCGAGAUACACAAACAGUUCUUGAAGUUACUAAAACCUUUUUUACUGCCAGUGGAAAAUUCCUUGAGUGAUUCUGAUGAUGUCCAAAAUUCUGGUAAUAAAGAUUUUGAGAUGGAGGAUGUCGUUAACACUGCAGUAUUCGGAGGGGAUGCAAAUUCAGAUAGUGAAUCAGGGGAUUAUUCGCAUUUGGGUGCCAACUUUCAGUUUCAAUUAAUGGAAGAAAGGGGAUUGUAUGAUUUGUAUCCAAAAGGUCCCAAGAUACAAAUGAAUGAGCCUGUACAGAUAACAGGGUUGCCAGAUAUUAUAAAUGUGCUUGUUUCUUGGCCAAAUGAAAUGGUUGAACUUUAUGACACUUGCCUUCUAAGCACAUUGCCGGAGAUCUGCAAAACUGGAUUGUUCACAAAGAAGCCUCAAGAAUCUGUUUCUCUAUAUAAAUGCCUUGAAGCCUUCUUGAAGGAGGAGCCCCUUGGACCAGAAGACAUGUGGUACUGCCCUAAGUGCAAGAACCAUCAGCAAGCCAGCAAAAAGCUAGAUCUUUGGAGAUUGCCUGAAAUUCUGGUUAUUCAUCUUAAGAGGUUCUUUUACAGCCGGUUUUUGAAAAACAAGCUGGAAACGUUUGUAGACUUCCCAAUAGAUAACUUUGAUCUCUCAUCUUACAUUGUUUGCAAGGACAGCCGGGUUUCCCAUCAUUACAUGUUGUAUGCUGUCAGUAAUCAUUAUGGUAGCAUGGGCAGUGGUCAUUAUACUGCAUUUGUCCAACAUGGGCAUAAUCGGUGGUAUGAGUUUGAUGACAGCCAUGUUCUCCCUGUUAGUGAGGACCAGAUAAAAACAUCAGCUGCCUAUGUCCUUUUCUACCGAAGAAUUUAAGAUAUAUGAUAUAACACCCAUAGAGUUGCAGCAGUAGGGAGAGCGGAUGAAACAAGCACCCUUUUCUUCUAAAGCUUUUCAUUCGUUCUCUCCAAAAGUAAGUUGUCAUUUUUUUUUGCCAAUGGGAACAAAAUUACUCAGAACCCACUCGAGAGGUAACAGAAAUGGUGGACGUGAUGUGUAUAUAUGUUAUUUUCGGUGCCAACAUGUGGGUUCUUGUCAAAGAGCAGUCCUUUAACACCAAAAUGAACAGAGGAUGCUGUGAUAUUCAUUAAUUUUUUGAAUUGAUGGCUUCGCUGCCCGUGAGUCUGAAAAUUGUGUAUAUAUGAUUUCAUAUAGUGAAUAUGUUCAAAGUUUUCUUAUUUUCUUUCAAGAAGAGGCUAGUAGUUUUUUGGUGUCUUA
Cornus florida is the source of this 3315-nucleotide messenger RNA. RefSeq names its product ubiquitin carboxyl-terminal hydrolase 8-like. Bases 58 to 2913 code for a protein of 951 amino acids. Gene Ontology annotation, biological process: protein deubiquitination. Gene Ontology annotation, molecular function: cysteine-type deubiquitinase activity. NCBI's taxonomy places the organism in Eukaryota, Viridiplantae, Streptophyta, Magnoliopsida, Cornales, Cornaceae. The record is from RefSeq and is a predicted model, not a curated record. The transcript is spliced from 13 exons.